ACUCAAUUAGAGAACUUUUACUUCCUAAAAUCCAGACUUUUAUUGCUACCCGGGAUACAGGGAUGGUUGAACCUUUAAGUCUGCAAAAACUUUUUGACAGCUAUGAACAAAUUAGAGCCAAGACAAGCUCGUAUUUUAUUGGUUGGCGUUCGAUUCACUGCUUCCAAACAGAGCUAUAUAAACCCACGGCGUCCAACGUACUGCCUCAAUUAUACUUGUAACUGAGGCAGUUAACUUAUAUCUAACUUAUUUAUUGAAGUAACUUAUUGUUAAGUCAAACAUUUGCGAAGAUGCAGGCAGUUGGGCUGAUCAGUAUCGUGAUGGCGAUGAUGGUCGUGGUGACAUCGGCGGCGCCGAUGAAGGUGGCGAAGGCAAAGGGUUGCAGGGGACUAGCCAAGUAUCGACUGACGGUCGAGACGGAAUGGUCCAAGGUGGCGUUUCCGAAGCAGUUCCCCCUUUAUCGUCCACAUGCACAAUGGUCAAAGCUAAUUGGUCGCACCCACAGCAGCAAAUACUCAUUCUGGUCGGUUGGGGCACUUGCUUCUGAAGGGGUGAAGGAAUUUGCAGAAACUGGAAGAACAAGGGUACUCGAUGGGGAGCCACAAGGGUAUGAUGGAGUCCUUGACGUGUUCUACGCUCCACCGAUCCAGAAGGGAGUCGGCCAGACACAUGUUAAGGUUCUCGUUGAUGCGACACAUUCAAAGGUGUCAUUCAUGGUAAAACUCAUUCCAAGCCCUGAUUGGUUCAUUGGUCUCGAUAGCACUGACUUAUGUCAGGAAGGCAAGUGGGCAGAGUACAAGAAAUUCGACCUUGGACCCGUAGAUGGUGGUACGGAUAAAGGAUAUACAUUCAGCGCCCCUAAUUGGCCUUCAAUUCCACCACAGGCUAUACAUAAAAUGAACGCAUCGUUCCCGAACCACCCAGCAAAUUCGUUCUACUAUCCAGGGGCAAAGAAGCUUCCACGAUUAGGCGUCGUUUUCUUCGAAAAGGUUGGGACAUACGACUCAAAUGGUAAGGAACUGGAUGAUGAAUUAAAAGACAAUUCCAAUGAAGCAGCCGACAACACCGAACAACGCGAUGAAGUCAUUCCAAACCUGAAGGCAAAGAUGGAUGAAGAGGCGAAGCAAGGACUGAGACAGAAGAUCGUUCUGCCGUACAAGCCAGGCACCGAGGGUGUCAUUGGGGGAUUCCGAGUACGUCUCACUACAAAAACAACACCAAGUGUUCUUGAUGACAAACAGACGGAUGUCAAAAGCGAUCGUUUCAAGGCGUACCUUACUCAGACUGGUAACGAAGAAGAUAUGACACAAACUGAUGUCUCAGUAAUUCUACCUGCUGAGGACUACAACCCAAUCCGACCGUAUGAAAAGGACACACCAGAUCAAAAGGUGGAAGGCCAAGAACUGAUGCCUUUAGACUGCAAUGUUUCACCAUGGGGUAGCUGGUCACCUUGCUCGAAGACUUGUGGAUUCGGGGAGCACACACGACAUAGAUAUAUUACUGAGAAACCACAGAACGGUGGUGCAUCUUGUCCGCCCCUCCAGGAAACAAAAACCUGUGGAAGCAUGCGCUCGUGCAGUUGGAACCACUUCCAGUCUGGAAUUUUCGCCAAGAAACAGCCUGCAAGACGACCGGUGAACAGAAAAAUUAUCCGACGCCCGGUCGGUCACCCCCCAAGACCAGGAAUGAGAAGGCGUAAGGUCCGCAUUGGAUACCGCAAGCCAUUAUAGACAUUUGGUUUGUCUGAGUGUCAUUUAGUCAUCAAUAAUAAAACCAAACUGUAAGAGUU
Owenia fusiformis is the source of this 1789-nucleotide messenger RNA. The record is from the annotation of a GenBank genome assembly. Lineage: Eukaryota; Metazoa; Annelida; Polychaeta; Sabellida; Oweniidae.